AUGGCUUCUCGUAUGCUUUUAUUAGGUCUCUUUGUCGUAACUUGUUCUCUUGCUUCGGCUUCUGACCAUGGCCCGCUCCAAGAUUUUUGCGUCACCAUCCAAGUUGGAUUUGUGACGUCAAACCUUGAAAACUGUCUCAUCUCAAAAGUAUUGAAUAAAGGCGACGUUUUCGUGUUUCCAGAAGGUCUUGUUCACUUCCAGCAAAACGUUGGCAACUGCAAUGUCGUAGCUAUUGUAGGUCUUAGCAGCCAAAACCCCGGUGUGAUUACCAUCGCAAAUGUUGUUUUCGGAACAAACCCUGAUAUCGCCUCGUGA
Molecule: messenger RNA, 315 nt
Organism: Cynara cardunculus var. scolymus (artichoke)
Lineage: Eukaryota; Viridiplantae; Streptophyta; Magnoliopsida; Asterales; Asteraceae
Product: germin-like protein subfamily 1 member 11
Exons: 1
Coding region: 1-315 (104 amino acids)
Cellular component (GO): cell wall
Molecular function (GO): manganese ion binding
Source: RefSeq, a predicted model, not a curated record